Messenger RNA from Sphenostylis stenocarpa, 2127 nucleotides. Lineage: Eukaryota; Viridiplantae; Streptophyta; Magnoliopsida; Fabales; Fabaceae. The record is from the annotation of a GenBank genome assembly.
AUGAAUGUUUUAUUCCCAUUGCACGAAGAAAUCGUUUCAUACCCUCAAACUCAUUUUCCACGCAGAUCUUCUUUCCUCUGCCCUCAGGUGAGUGAAAUUUCACGUGCAUUUCAAUGGCUUCUUCCUUUAUGUACAUCUGACGCAAAAAACAUGGAGUCUUUUCGUCGAUUUAGAAUGUGGGUAUUCGUUUUUCUGUGUUUAAUGUUUCAAUCUGGAAAUGGGUUUUACCUCCCGGGUAGUUACCCUCACAAGUAUGGCAUUGGGGAUGAGUUGUGGGUGAAGGUGAAUUCUCUGACUUCAAUUGACACAGAAAUGCCCUUUAGUUAUUACAGUUUACCAUUUUGUAAGCCUGAGGGUGGUGUCAAGGACAGUGCUGAGAAUCUGGGUGAACUCCUUGUGGGGGAUCGGAUCGAGAACUCGCCUUAUAGGUUUAAGAUGUACACCAAUGAGUCUGAGAUAUUUUUGUGUCAAGUGGAUAAGCUCUCUGAUGACCAGUUUAAGAUCUUGAAGAAGAGAAUUGAUGAGAUGUAUCAGGUUAAUUUGAUACUUGAUAAUUUGCCUGCCAUCAGGUUUACCAAGAAGGAGGACUACUUUUUGAGGUGGACUGGGUACCCUGUUGGUAUCAAGAUUCAGGAUGUGUAUUAUUUGUUCAACCAUCUGAGGUUUAAUGUCCUUGUCCAUAAGUAUGAGGAGACCAAUGUGGCACGUGUAAUGGGCACCGGUGAUGCGGCUGAAAUGAUCCCCACCAUUGGAAAGGAGGGAUCCGAUAAGCCUGGUUACAUGGUUGUUGGGUUUGAGGUCACACCUUGUAGCAUUUUGCACAAUGCUGAUUCAGUUAAAGGGAUGAAAAUGUAUAACAAAUACCCGACGCCGAUCAAAUGUGAUCCGUCCACAGUGGGGAUGCCUAUCAAGGAGGGGAAGCCGGUUGCAUUUACAUAUGAAGUCACCUUUGAGGAGAGUGAUAUCAAGUGGCCAUCUAGAUGGGAUGCCUACUUGAAGAUGGAGGGGGCCAAAGUUCACUGGUUCUCGAUCCUGAAUUCGCUUAUGGUGAUCACUUUUCUUGCUGGUAUUGUUCUUGUUAUCUUCCUGAGGACUGUUAGGAGGGAUCUGACCCGAUAUGAGGAGCUUGAUAUGGAGGCACAGGCACAGAUGAACGAAGAAUUAUCUGGUUGGAAGCUUGUUGUGGGGGAUGUUUUUCGUGCCCCAACAAAUCCUGCUUUGCUGUGUAUAAUGGUUGGGGAUGGAGUUCAGAUUCUGGGGAUGGCUGUUGUCACAAUUUUGUUUGCUGCACUUGGAUUCAUGUCACCAGCCUCUCGUGGAACACUUAUCACAGGUAUGCUGUUUUUCUACAUGAUACUUGGUGUUGCUGCUGGUUAUGUUGCAGUUCGGCUGUGGAGGACAAUCGGCUGUGGCGAUCAGAAGGGAUGGAUUUCCGUGGCGUGGAAGGCUGCUUGUUUCUUCCCUGGUAUCGCCUUUUUGAUCCUCACAACCUUGAACUUCCUCUUGUGGGGAAGCCACAGCACAGGAGCCAUUCCAUUUUCACUGUUUGUUAUACUGAUUUUGCUUUGGUUCUGCAUUUCUGUUCCCCUUACCCUUAUUGGUGGACUCUUUGGAGCAAGGGCACCUCACAUUGAGUAUCCAGUUCGAACCAAUCAAAUCCCUCGAGAAAUUCCCCACCAGAGGUACCCAUCAUGGAUUUUGGUUCUUGGCGCUGGCACCCUUCCAUUUGGUACCUUGUUCAUCGAGCUCUUCUUCAUCAUGUCUAGCAUUUGGAUGGGUCGUGUUUACUAUGUAUUUGGAUUUCUCUUAAUUGUUUUGAUUCUUCUUGUGGUGGUGUGUGCUGAGGUAUCUCUAGUUCUAACCUACAUGCACCUGUGUGUGGAGGAGUGGAGAUGGUGGUGGAAAUCAUUCUUUGCCUCUGGUUCUGUUGCCAUAUACAUCUUUUUGUACUCCAUAAACUACCUUGUAUUUGACCUCAAGAAUCUAAAUGGGCCUGUUUCUGCAACUCUUUACUUGGGAUACUCCUUAUUCAUGGUUCUAGCAAUCAUGUUGGCCACAGGCACAGUUGGAUUCCUUUCCUCAUUCUGGUUCGUCUAUUACUUGUUCUCUUCGGUCAAGUUGGAUUGA